Camelina sativa (false flax) is the source of this 675-nucleotide messenger RNA. The record is from RefSeq and is a predicted model, not a curated record. NCBI's taxonomy places the organism in Eukaryota, Viridiplantae, Streptophyta, Magnoliopsida, Brassicales, Brassicaceae.
AUGGUUGAAAAGUAUAAGGCACUGUUUGACAAACAAGUUAGAGAAAUUGAGCUUAGGAUGCCUUUAAUAGAUGCCUUUGCUUUGAUUCCUCCCUAUCAGAAAUUCCUGAAAGAUGCUGUAAUGGAAAGGAUCAAAGAAGUUCAAGGAAUAGUAGUUCUUAGCCAUGAGUGCAGUGCUAUAAUCCAAAAACAGGUAAACCCACAGAAAUUAAGGGAUCUAGGUUCUUUCACAUUGCCUUGCUCCAUUGGUCCUCUGACUUUCAACAGAUGCCUUUGUGAUUUGGGAGCUUCAGUCAGCCUAAUGCCUCUGUCAGUUGCAAAGCGCCUAGGGUUCACAAGGUACAAGCCAUGCAAUAUAUCCCUGAUCUUAGCUGAUAGAUCAGUAAGAUUGCCACAUGGUGUUUUGGAAGACUUAACAGUAAGAGUUGGAACAGUAGAAGUCCCAACAGACUUUGUAGUUCUAGAAAUGGAUGAGGAACCUAAAGAUCCUCUGAUCCUAGGAAGAUCAUUUCUAGCCACAUCAGGAGCUAUUAUAGAUGUAAGGAAGGGUAAAUUUGAUCUCAACUUGGGAGAGGACUUCAGGAUGACAUUUGACAUUUUAGAGACCAUGAAGAAACCAACAAUUGGAGAACAAUCUUUUGGGUUGAAGAUAUGGACAAAUUGGCAGGAGAGCUGA